Messenger RNA from Hydatigera taeniaeformis, 552 nucleotides. The record is from the annotation of a GenBank genome assembly. Lineage: Eukaryota; Metazoa; Platyhelminthes; Cestoda; Cyclophyllidea; Taeniidae.
AUGGUACAUCUCUUCUGCCUCAUGUUCUUGGCAAGCUCUGCUUUGGGGAGUGAAACCAAUGCUGAUGACGGAACAACGUUGACAACACUGGAAUCGACAGAAGUGACCGAACCGACGGAAAGUACCAAAGGGACCAUCACGACCGUGUCGACUGGAGCGAUUAAAACCACCAAAAUGCCCACAAUACCGUCUCUUCCGCAAUUCUAUAGAUGGAGCCGCGUAGGCGCUCGGUCCAUCCAGCUUAGCUGGGAUGAACACAAGGUGCGGGGUCUCGUUCCAAACACUGUUUAUUUAUUAGCCACACCAAAUGGUGCCGCUGAACCCAGAUUUGAAGAAGAGGCUGAAUUCUCGGUUGGAUCAAUCACUUUUGACGGGCUACAACCCGACACUCAGUACUCCGUGCUUCUGACAUCAUCUAUCGGUGCAUAUGAAUUAAUGGAGCACCGCACUGCAAUCAAAAUGCUAAGGGAUGGUGAGUCGCAAUUGCUUGUUUCCCCACGUCAAGAUCCUAAUCUCUCUUUCCGCACCGUUAAGCUUUACGAUUGGCGCUAG